ACUGGCAGUGGCUGUCUGACGUCAUCAGCCUCUCUGGCAAUAGGCUAGGAGCUGAGCUCCCUGUAGCAGCGGUGGUGGCGGCAGUGCCGUUCCAGCUUCUACUGCUUCACUCCGCGCUUUCUGCAGCCGCCACUGCAUCCGCGCGGCGGGGGCUUCACCCUGCAGCCACCCGGCGGCUCCAGGUAAGAGGCGAGGCGAAAGGAGCGGUGUGUCGCGGUUUUGCGCGCGGAGGACAAGCUGCCUGCGCACUGCUGCUGGGGCUCUGAGCUCCGGCCGGGGCCGGCCUGCACUGCAUGCCGCCGAUUUGCACCGCAGUGCAACAGUUUGCAGCUGUCUCUGGGGAGGGCCGAAGGGGCAAGGAGCGAAGCUGUAUAUCUGACAAGGUCUUCGCCCCAGUGGGGAUGGACUUCCUGGCGUUUGGGUUGGAUCAGGAGCCUUUAAAGGGAGAAGAAACUGCAGCUCUCCCAAACUUUGCAAGCCAGGACGGUCCACAACCCAUCCCCCUUCCCACCCCCCACUCCUAGGAAGAAGGCUGGUGCUUCACCUUACAGGAAGAGGGGUGCCCGAAGCAGCAUUUCCAGAAAGGAGAGGAUUCCCGUGGCAUCAGUUACACACGCGCACACAAACGCACACAUACACGCCAGCGCAAAGGGAAUAGUUUUGGGUGGUGGGCUUUUUCUUCUUCUUGGUGGUUCCGAAGCAAUUUGCCCAGGAGAGGAACACUAACCCCUCCUCCCUCCCCCUCGCCAGCCCAGCCUCAAUGAGUGCCAAAGUGCCCAAGGAGCUGAGGCUGGCCCUGCCGCCUUGCCUUCUCAAUCGGACCUUUGCUUCCCCCAACGCCAGCGGCAAUUCCAACCCCAGGGGCCCGAGUAGUAGCCCUGGAGGCAGUGGCGGUGGCAGCGGCAGCGGCAGUGGUACCUGCAUCACGCAAGUAGGACAGCAGCUCUUUCAGUCGUUCUCCUCCACGCUGGUGCUGAUCGUUCUGGUCACCCUUAUCUUCUGCUUGAUCGUCCUUUCCCUUUCUACCUUUCACAUCCACAAGAGGAGGAUGAAGAAGCGGAAGAUGCAGAGGGCUCAGGAGGAGUAUGAACGGGAUCAUUGCAGCAACAGCAGGGGCGGCGGCGGCGGCGGUGGCGGUGGCGGCUGUGGCAGCGCGGGACUGAGGGCCUGUGGCCAGGUUCCUCACAACGGGAAAGAAACCAAGCUGGAGAGACCCCCCCGGGACUCAGCCUUCUGCGUCUCUUCACCUUCCUCCUCCUCCUCGUCCUCCUCUUCUUCCUCCACUUCCCCCGGCAUCCAGGGUCCAGGGCCCCGUCCUCCUCCUCCCCCCCCUCCUGCCCCCAGUCCCCAGGGUUCCCACCUCACCUCCUCUUGUUUGGACUCAGCCGGUGAGGGGCUUUUGCAAACGGUAGUACUGUCUUGAUUGCCUAGAGCUCCUCCUCCUUUUCCCUCUCAUCCUCUCUUUCCUUCCUCUUUUCCUCCUCUGACCCCAACCCCUUUCCUCCUUUCUCUCUUCCUCAGUCUCCCUGCCUCAACAUCCCUUCCCUCCUCCACCGAGGCACUGUGUGGUGUUUGUAAAUAUUGAGUAAUGAAAGUCUCGGAAGAAGAAAUAACGCUGAUGAUGAUAAUACUUUAUUAAUAUUAAUAAUUAUCAUGAUAAUACUAAUAACACAACCCAAGCGCAUGACAAAUCACAUCGCGUUUCUCAUUGUCAAGGAAGGAUGCAUUUUUCUCCCCUUCUACCCUCCAGCCCACUCCCCCCCAAGGAGGAGAAAUCGCACAAAGCUACCAAAUAUAUAAAAGUCAUUGCCCAGUGAGGGGAGGGAGAUUAGAGGUGAAGGCAGAUCAAGAGCCCCGGUGGUAAUGUACAUAGCUUUAAGGUUAAGGUUACCUUCCACUCUCUUCUCCUUCUCCCUCUCCUCCCUACCUCUACUCUUCUUACUUAUUACUCUCCCUCUACUCCUUUCCCCAGCCCUCACAUCUCUGCUCCAACCGGGCUCAGUCAAUCGCAUAUUCUCAUAAAGCAACCAUUUAGACCAAGCACCAGGACUACAGGAAGCAAGAACCCCCCUCCCCCAGGGAGAGAGACUGGAGCAAUGCUACUGGGGGAGGGGGCUUUAUUGAGUAUGAUUGGACCAAUGCAAACAGGGAUAAAUGCUAAUGGGGAGAUCUGUUGGAGACCCAGAAAAGGAAGCCCUCUUUCUGUAACAUCUAAGUUCCCACUACCCCACCCCAUUUUAGCCCCCACCCUCUGUUAAUAGUGUACCCUUCUCAAGGACUGAAUAUUUAAUUUUAUAAAUGUCCUUCUAUGGCAGAGCAUAAGUACAACAAAUAGCAUCACACAUGAACUCUGUCUCUCUGUCUCUGUCUCUCUCUCUCUCUCUCAUACACACACACACACACACACACACACACACACACACACACACACACACACACUUUGUAGUUUUCCUUUAAACAACCAUAUCGUUGUUGCCCCUUAUUCUGUUCCCCACCUCUUAAAUCCUCCACUCUCCAAAUUCUUCAGUGAUCAUUACCGCUUUAGCUGCUCUGGGCUUCUCAGAGGCCCUAUUGAUCCAUGGGAGCUGUCCAGCCAGGUCCGGUGCUGAAAUUGCCUCAUUGCACAGUCUACACUCUGGGCAAGUGGAGAGGCUGUUUUGGGUGGUGACUGUUCUAGCUUUGGUUGGUUCCUUUCUUUCUUUUCCUAUUAUUUUUAAUAAUCAGAUUUACAUAUACUAUUCAUUUAGUUAUAUUAAACAUUGCAUAAGUUAUUCUUUUUUGUAAAAACAAAGUAAUAGGUAAUGUGCAGUACUGAGAGUGCAGUAACUAAUCAGCCAGAAUCUUUUAAUUUUAUUUUUAGAACAAGUGUACCUUUGUUAAAUCUUUUAUUGGUACUGAAUGCCUACACAAACUAUAAUUCUGUACCAUGCUCUCCAAACUGUAUAUUCUUGUUCUUCAUUUACAGCUAUUGAUAUAAUGGUUGCCACUGAACACUGAAUUCAGUGGUGCAGACCUGGCUUCUGCUGUUUUCAAAAUUGUUAUUUUGUACCCUAUUCUGUAGUAGACUGUUAUGAAAAGAUGACACGUCCGUUUUCUCUUUUCUUUUGCGAACAACAGAAUCAGACAAUGGAUGUGCAUCUAUUGCCAUCUAUUAAAAUAUGGUUAAUAUUUAAACAGCACCUGGUGUAGUCCUCCCUGCAUGUAAUAACCACAUAGAGGCAAUGGUGUGAGUGCCUGCUUGUUCUGUAUGUGCUUGGGGGUGGAGCUAGCAGAAAGGGUGCCAGGCAAUUUGGGUGACAGGUGAUGUAGAUUUCAUGGGGCAGUUACAUCUAGAGCCAGAAUAUGUAAGGGAAAGGUCUUUGCUAUUCUGUUAACUUAGAAAUCUUUGAUGGCAAUCAGCAACAAUGUAGAUGAAGGGAGGGGUGCUAAUUUUCUCUUCUUUCCUCUGUCUGACUUAGCAGAGGUGCAGGAUAUAAUGAACAUAAGGACAGGGCAAGAGGAGAGGGUGGGAAAAUCGAAUUAUUUUUGUUCUUCUCCUGAACCCAGGUGUAGCUUACAAGCUAUAAACAAAAUUUAUUUGUUGUCAUUUUGCACUCUGUUUCCUUUAGAUUUUUUGCAGGAGGAAAUAGAGAAUUGCUAUAAUCUCACUUAAGAUUUUGUUUUUCAGUUAGUUGAAUGGGAAAACUGUGUUGUUGGAAAGACACUACUAGUAAUCCAACCCAAAUUUGCUCCAAAUUGAACUUUAAUAUUUUAGGCAAGUAGAAACUCAAAGGGCAUUCAUUCCUCUUCUGAAUAAUCAAUUUGCCUGGCAGAUGGUAGAAGACUACCUUUGAAAGUUUACAUCAAAUUCUUUCUGAAGCUUUGAGAAUCCUUAUUUAGUUGUGCCAUGCUGUGAUUUGAGGAGAAUGGAAGAGAUUUAUCUUUGGGUUCAAGUUGGAACAUAAAUGAAACUUAAUCACAAUGCCUUAGUCACUUCCUAGUAACAAGUUAGGCCUUUAGUGAAAUGCAUUAACUCCUCAGGCCACUAGGGAACCAUAAGUGAGAUAAGCCUUGGAUAUCUUACCAGUGAGUGACUAAGGCACUGGGAGGACUAGGGCCCAUUAAUUUUUGUAGUUUACCCUCAUCCAGCUGCAGCUCUUUAAUUCAUUAAUCUGAAAUGUCCUUUGGACUUGAAUCUAAAUCGAUUCAAAGAUCCAAAAAGGAAGCUCCCUAAUUUUCAAUGAGCUCCAACUAAGUAUGACAUUACUUUCCUCUCCUUAUUUGGGGCACAUUUUACAGUGAAUAAUUUCCCAUUUUAUUAAAGCAAUAAGAUGUGCCAUCGUGUGCAGUGCAGGAUGAUGAUUCCAUUUCCUUGGUGCUGAAGCUGUUCAUCCUUUCUUGCCUUAUGAAUCACAGUGCAUUCAAGGCCUGCAAUAAUAAUCCUCUUCUAGGAUGCAGCCUGGCAGGCCUAGGGUAAUUAUAAAAUUACCCACUGCCAUUGCUGUGAAAGAAGUGGGAGAGGGAGGGAAUGGGAGGGAGACAUAAAAGCACUAUAUAUAUUUUUGAGAGAUCCUUUUACCUAUACAAAUGGGCCCAUAUAUUCAUAACUCAUAAAUACUUUAAAUCCCUGUAACCGUGUAUACUUUUCUCCUCUAAUUGACGCUAAUUUAAUAUUGUAAAAUCAUUAUAUGUAUAGAUGAUAUGAUCUAGGAGUCAAAAGUAGGACUCUAGAUUUCCAAUGGCCUCAUUUGAGAUUUUAUAUGAGAUAUAAAUAGAAUUUUUCUCAAAAAAUCAGAAGGGAUUUUUUCUUGCUUUUUUUUGGUUAAAUAGCAGUCCCCAUAUCAAACUGUUUCUGUAACAUACUUGUGAGCCUUUAUAUAGACUCUGUUUAAAGCACUGCUUUUUCUGGGGCUUAAUUGAAUAGUCUCAAAAGAUUAGGAUGGUACCAGCACAACACUAAAAUUCUAUUACGUGGUACAAAAAGGUAAUCUGGGAAUAGCUGUAUUUGUUUUAAGAUUUUAUUCACUGAAGUUCUGUCAAACCAAUUGCUUCAAAACCCUAUAGCUACAGCUCACCUAUUCACUUACAGUUCAGUAUUAAUAGGAUGGCAUGCUUGAUUCCUGUUUUUUUUUCUUAAUAAAGAAAGUUGAGAGAAUGCCUUUAUUUCAAUUGUGUAGGGCUUAUGAAGCUCAUAGAUGGAUAUUAUCUUCCUUAGGAUUUCUAUACACACAUAGAUAUGUAUUUAUAUAUGCAUACAUUUUGUACAAAUUUGAAAUGGACUUUUUUGUAUUCUUUUUUCUGCCAUUACACAAAUGAGAUAGAAACCAAAUGGCUGUUGCAUCUUGUGAGAGAUCUAAGCAGUUAGAUACAUGCAUGCAUUAUUCUUCUGGGGAUUAGAGUAUUGAAAUUUCCCUUGUUCAUUACAAGAAAGUAGGAAAGGUCUGGCUGCUCAGGGAAUUGGUCGUUUUAAAAGUUAACCUUUCUAAGAUCAGUGUUUUAAGUAUAGCAAUGAUAAAAUUAUUAUUGUGUCCAUAUGAUCCCCAAUGAUCUGGAUAAAAACCCAAACCAUAAUUUAGCUCUUUUGAAGAUAUUUAAAAAUAUAUUGUUAUAUAGAUAAAGGUCCAGAUAAAGGUCUUUUUACCUUUUUACUUAGAUUUGUGGUGUUGAAUAAACAAGUUAUGAUUAAACAGUUGAAAGGAGGGAGAAAAGUGAGAGAGUGAGAGCAAGAGUGUGAAUGUGUGAGAGAUCAUUAUUUGCAUUGUUUAAUAAAUAUGAUGUUCAUUCUCAAUAAAUCUGGCCUCCUGUGGUGCCUGAUUUAUUCAGAUUGGUUGUUUGUAUCAAAUCAAUUAAUUACUAAACCCAUGGUACACUUUGUACUAUGUACAUUCAUAUAAGUUUUAAGUCAUUUCUCUUUAAUUGUCAAUGUUCUACAACUGUUUGAACCUGGGCUGCCAGAUGGAAUCAGAAGCAGAAUUUUUAUUAGUAUGAUCUAACUUGCACAGGUAACAUUGUAAUUCCAGUGUGAACUAAAAUGGAGUAAUUCUUAUGGGCUAAUUUCCUGUUCAUCAUAGAAAUUAUGGUUCAUAACAUUUUUAUAUUAAUCAAAGUUCCAGCUCACAACAGAAAAAUUCCAUGUGCAUUGGGCAGCCAAAAUGAAUUAAAUAAUAUUCUCAUUUGAGUUAUUUUCCAAUCUGGUUACCCUGAGGAUACACAGUUUAGGGAUUUGGGGAUUAUUCCAUAUAAAUAUAAAAACCGAGCCUGAGUAAUGAUGUCAGAAGGAAAAGAUUAGCUAAGAAUGAGGCUUAGUGGAUUCUGAAAAGUUGACUAUCAUCUAUCAAGGUUAUUCUUCCAGGUCAGGAUAACUUUUGGUUUAAUGUGAUGUUUCUGAUUCUAUUGGACUGGUUUUAUAGCUAAUCAGAUAGACUGAUCUUUAAGUUAGAGCAUGUCAAGCAGGCAGAAUAAAAUAGAGAUCAGAAUCCAUGGAAGAUUUGUUUUGCUUUUAUAUCAAUAAAUGAGUUUUAUUGUUAA
This is a messenger RNA of Monodelphis domestica (gray short-tailed opossum), 6507 nucleotides long. The record is from RefSeq and is a predicted model, not a curated record. Lineage: Eukaryota; Metazoa; Chordata; Mammalia; Didelphimorphia; Didelphidae.